Molecule: messenger RNA, 1044 nt
Organism: Hymenoscyphus albidus
Lineage: Eukaryota; Fungi; Ascomycota; Leotiomycetes; Helotiales; Helotiaceae
Source: the annotation of a GenBank genome assembly
AUGCCAGGACCCCUCAUAGUCAACACCUGGCCCUUCAAAGCCGCGACUCAUGCCGCGUACCUCUCGCUCACCUCCUCUCCUCUUAUUGAUCCCAUCGUCGCCGUUGUCGCAGGAUGCUCCAAGGCCGAGGAGCUCCAAUGUGAUUUCACCGUCGGCUGGGGCGGCUCCCCGGAUUCCAAUGGCGAAACCACCCUCGACGCGCUCGUAAUGCGCGGCAGCGACCAGAAUACAGGUGCCGUGGCGGGAUUGAGGAAUAUUAGGGAUGCAACGAUGGUCGCGCGCGAUGUCAUGGAGUUGACGGAGCAUAGUCUGCUGGCGGGGGAUUUGGCCACGCAGUUUGCGGUUCAGUUGGGGUAUAAGGAGGAGUCUCUUACGAGUGAGUACUCGAGGGGUUUGUAUGAGGAGUGGGUGAGGAAUAGUUGUAUACCCAACUUUUACACGGACAGGUGGGGGUGUAAUGGGACGAUUGAGGGGGAGAAAGGGAGUACGGCACACGAUAGAUCACCGAGGAUCGAUGAACAUAAUCACGAUACGAUAGGGCAGAUUGCUUUGCAGGCAGAUGGCAGGAUGGCAGUGGGAAUGUCUUCAAAUGGGGCUAGGCACAAGAUUGCUGGCCGUAUUGGAGAUGCUCCCCUCCCGGGCGCUGGGGGUUAUGUCGAUGACGAUGUUGGGGCAUGUGUUGCAACGGGCGACGGAGACGUAAUGAUGCGACACCUUCCAGCCUUUUUAGGAGUUGAGUUGAUGAGGGGAGGAUUGAGUCCACAAGAGGCUGCGAAUGAAGCUGUGAAGCGAAUCUCGAAAAAACCUAAGGGAUUUAGCGGGGCUGUGGUUUGUGUAAAUACUGAUGGGAAGCAUGCUGCCGCUUGCGAAGGCUUCCAGAAUUUCUCAUAUAGCGUUCAGAGCGAAGGAGAUAGCGAAGCAAACGUGAGAGUCAUCAAGGUCCAACCACUGACGCCACGAUUGGACAUACAUAUACCUCAGCAGCAAGUCAUGUCGUCAGAAGGAUCAAGUUUAAGCGAGCAGAAAGGGAGAGGUGAUCUCUAA